UCAGUUCAGUUUAAUAAUAAAGGUAGUCAAUAAAGUACUGUAGGUGUUCGCUCCAAUGUAGCACAGGUGUUUAAAAAAAAGCUCGGUUUAUUUCGCGUGAUGUGCUUGAAGUAUGAACCCAGCGGCGUGACCCUCAUCGGUGGCCUCCAAGAAUCGAUUCUUUUUAAUUCGUUUCUGUGAACAAAUUAUGUGAAAACGAUGGAUUCGGGUCUGGGAAGCGACGAGGACCGCAAAGGUCGUACUAAGGAACAGAAGCAGCUCAGGAACCAGCAGCUCCUGAGCGGGUGCUUCAUCGACGCCGCCAGCCUCUCGGACGAUGCGGAGGUCGCCGCCGACCAGCGGCGGCACGACGAACGCCGCCAAGGAGCCCUGAUUUUCCAGUCGUCGAUACCCCAGUUUUCCAUGCUUCAGAUGUCCGGCAACGAGGCCACCGACAUCAGCGUCACCGUGCCCACUUAUCCCGAAACCAGCACGCCCUACAACUCCAUCGUGCAUCUGGAUGUCGAGGAGGAGGCCGCUAGGAAGUCGCCUUUGGGCUUCUACGUGGAUCUGAACGAAAUGCCGGAUCCGCCGAAGACGCCGCCGUCGACGUCGGCCAAGAAGAACAUUUUCUCGAUGGUCAUUGACUUUGAAGGGCCCAAGAAGGACAAGCCCACCAAGUUGAGCUCGUCGCUGAUUUCGUACAAGAAGAACAAGCAGUCAAAACAGUUGAGUCUCACGACCAAGUACAAUGGGAACAGUAGUCUCUCCUCGAGUGUUAGCUCUAUUAGCUCAGUGGCGGGGCCAAGUAGGCAGGUUGAUGAGAUCGAGUUGGUUAAUGACAAAGAAGAGCAUGAGGCUCACUGCAAUAACAACCAUAUGUCCUCAUCGUCAAAGUCAUCGAGUUCCAGCGAAAAUUUUCCUUUGCAGAAAAGCGAGGACGAGGGUUGUGGCCAAGAAGAGCCCCCAGAAGAUAAAGAGACUAAGGAUGAGGAUGAAAUGGAAAAAGAUACAGAGCAAAGUACGCAUCAAGAGGAAAAUCAAUCAAAAGCUGAAGAAGUUAAAGAAAAUAAUACUCAGGAACGGCCCCAGUUCGUGAAACUAUCGGAUCUAGAAUGCCAGAAGCCAAGACUCGAUUUAAAUUUUACCCCCCGGAUGAGCAAAUCCAUUCCAGAAAGCUCAUGGGUGGAGAGUCCUCUUUUGAUGUCAAGGUCGGCAGGCUACCGCAGUGCUCCGCACCCUCUGGAACCCGAAUCUGGAGACCUGUCCGAUUCUGGCAGUGCAACUGACACCAGUGCUUCUCAGCCAAGACGUUCGGUUCGACGCUUAGGGACCGAUCUGCUGCGGAUGUUUUUGGAAGAAAUUGGACCAGAUGUCACCGUCGAGGUCGACGGGCAUAAACUCAAAGCACACAAAUGUAUUUUAGCGUCGAGAUGCCAAUAUUUCGCAGCUUUAUUAAGCGGGAAUUGGUUGGAGGCUUCCGGAAAUAUUAUUUCUUUGCAAGGUUUUUCAUACGAAUCUGUUUACUUCGCUCUCUGUCACAUCUAUAGUGGUGCGGCCCACGUACCCGACUCCAUCAGCCUGGUGGAACUCGCCUCACUAGCAGACAUGUUAGGUUUAGAAGGACUAAAAGAAGUAGUCGAACACGCAUUAAAGCAACGUCAUUGCCACAGUUUUCACAAGCCAUGCGCUGGUUGUUGUACUGGCGUGUUAGAAGUUCUGCCAUUAUCCGCAGCGUAUGGUUUGGACGAUUUAUACCAAAAGUGCUUACAGUGGAUAACUCAACACUUUGUUAGAGUUUGGCCAAGUCGAGCAUUUGCCAGUUUGCCACGUGAAUUACGCGAAAAAUGUUACCAACAACAUGUGGUUCACAUGACUGCAGACAAAGUUUUAGAAACUAUAGUAAGUUGCGACAAAGUUUUAGCUACUUUACCAGCGCUUAGGUGGGCAGAGCCGGUAACUCAACUGGUGUUGCAACUUUCCGACGCUUGUCAUCUCUAUCAUAGGCAACACUUCGCUGCAGUGUUAGCAUCGCCGUCGUUUUUAGCGCUGGAUGCCGGCUUAGGCUGGAGUGUUGGACAAGUGGAAGAUCAGUUGUUGUCUGCUGCAGGGAAUUUGAGUGUGGAACAAGCUUGUAGGAGUUACGCGAGGUGCUGCAAGAUGCUCGAACAAAAUUGGAGUAGACCUUUUAAUGAUUUAUUAUACAAAAUUAAAGUGCAAUUAGAACAGUGCUUAGUAGCACAAUCGGAUAGACUUAUAAGGAGUAACGCAUGGCUGAGACUGGAUUCGACCUUAAGAUGUCGCAUAAAAGAUCUGACCCCAGUAACCGAACCCUUGAGUCGCCUGCCUCGAGCGACUCCCAAACGAACCAAAAAAGUGCCCCUGCAAUCAGCCACGAAAGUGCACAGUCAGAGCCCGACAAUAAGUUCUUCAGAUUCGUCUCGCAACUCAAGUCCCGGAAUUAACCAAGCCCAGUCCCGUCUUCACAACUCCGGCGGCAGCCCUUCGCUUCGCAGAAGCCUUCUGUUGGCAGCGCGAGCCCCGCAGGUGCCCCCGAGCCCGUCCACCCAUCGGCGCAGCACUUUGACGCAACCCACCCAAAGCAGCGCCGCUAAAUCAGCUCCAUCCAAGAACAUCAAGAGCACGCCCAGGAACCCUCCGCCCAAACCAGCGCCCCCUAGCGCUAAGCAACCGCAGAAGAAGCAGACGACCAUCGUGGCGGCGAGGAACGCGGUGUCGAAUCCGAACCUGCGCAAGCCGACGCCGAACCCCGCGCUCUCUAGUAGGAAACCUAUAAGCAGGUCCAGCUCGCCGCUGAAGGUCGACAGUCGGGCCAGCUCGCCGAGGAAGCUGGACAGCAGGGUGACGUCACCUAUAAAGGUCGACGUCAGGACGCCUUCGCCGAAGAAGAUGCAUAACGGAAGAGUGGCGUCGCCGAGGAAGGCCGAAGCUAGCGAUAGUAAGGAAGUGAAGCCCGCACCGACGAUGCAGAGGUCGAGCACGUUUUUGAAAGAGGAACCCACUAUUCUGGGGAAGGUGAAGUAAGGGAUGAUUUCCAGCUAGUCCAUUCCUAGUCAGGCAUUUCGUUUCUUCGUUUAUGUUUUGAUCUCGUUAUCGUAUUAUUUUUGUAUGUAUUUUUAUGGUUAGAAAACAUUGUGAUAUCUUAAAUUUAGCACUUCACAUGAAUGAAAGAAUUAGUCGCGACCCAUCAAUAACAAAAUGGUCAUGUCGAGCCGUUUUUAAUAACUGUUUUAAUAACAUUCAUUUUUUAAAAUACACGUGUAUCAAAUAACAUUCCACAAAUGUGAUAAAAUAACAAUACUUAUUUAUUAUUGUUACUGCUGUUACAGUACCUUAGAUGAGCAUCAAGCUUUCAGAUUUAGGUGCAGACUUCGUGCCACUACUGCAAAUUUACUGCCCGCAGAAUUUGUUUUAUAAAGAUGUUGGUGGUAACGAAAGAACAUUGUUAAGUUGAAUUAACAAUUUUUAAGACUGAAUUUCCAGUUAUUUAUUUUUUUUUUCAUUAAA
This is a messenger RNA of Zophobas morio, 3507 nucleotides long. RefSeq lists its product as uncharacterized. Gene Ontology annotation, molecular function: protein binding. The record is from RefSeq and is a predicted model, not a curated record. NCBI's taxonomy places the organism in Eukaryota, Metazoa, Arthropoda, Insecta, Coleoptera, Tenebrionidae. The transcript is spliced from 4 exons. The coding region runs from base 199 to 3024 and encodes 941 amino acids.